AUGCUUUUGUGCUUCCAUAUGUGUCAAAGGAUAAUGUGGCUCCCUUUCGAUUUAAUGAAGUGGCGUAGAUUUCAUUGUGGCGCUGUUCUUGUUGGAACACUGAGCUUACGUAACCGCAGCCCAAAGAUACUUUCUCUUUAUUUUAUUAGCGAUAGGACAGGCUAA
Molecule: messenger RNA, 165 nt
Organism: Saccharomyces cerevisiae S288C
Lineage: Eukaryota; Fungi; Ascomycota; Saccharomycetes; Saccharomycetales; Saccharomycetaceae
Gene: YBR200W-A
Exons: 1
Coding region: 1-165 (54 amino acids)
Cellular component (GO): extracellular region
Source: RefSeq, marked reviewed